This is a messenger RNA of Striga hermonthica, 495 nucleotides long. NCBI's taxonomy places the organism in Eukaryota, Viridiplantae, Streptophyta, Magnoliopsida, Lamiales, Orobanchaceae. The record is from the annotation of a GenBank genome assembly.
AUGAAAAACGCAAUAGGUAAUCAAGAAAACAAUUCUAUUCCAAAGUCGACAGGAAGUAAAGAUUGCACUAAAGAUAGCUUGGAAGAGGAAGAUAUAAAAGAAAUUGCUUCACCUGGUAAUUUGGGUUCGACUGUGUUUAAAGAAGAUUCCUCCAGAAGGCAUGCUAACAUAAGAACCAUUGGGAAGGAGAACAAAAAGACCAAACUAUUUGAAAAUGGUUUCGUUUCUGUAAGGAAAGGAAGCAAAGAAAAUGCUGGCAACUUUAUUAAGCCUGCACGGUUUCAGUUUGAGUCCUCGAGGCAUGAAGAAAAACCUGUGAUGAGAUGUCUGAAGAAUGCAAACACAUGCAGGAAAGUUUUAUCUGAAUCAUCUAACUUUCUCUAUCCUGUUGUAGUUGGAAGUACUGGAAAAUGGUGUUGCCCUCAGAAGAAUAAACCCGACAUUGGUCCACCUCUAAAGCAGCUUCGGCUGGAGCAAUGGGUUCAUCGAGUAUAA